This is a messenger RNA of Athalia rosae (coleseed sawfly), 6478 nucleotides long. Its product is annotated as protein eva-1 homolog C-like. The transcript is spliced from 9 exons. Gene Ontology annotation, molecular function: carbohydrate binding. Lineage: Eukaryota; Metazoa; Arthropoda; Insecta; Hymenoptera; Athaliidae. The coding region runs from base 1493 to 3241 and encodes 582 amino acids. The record is from RefSeq and is a predicted model, not a curated record.
UCCCCUUUGGGUUUCAGUCGCGCGCCGACCGUUCCCACGUACGCACGUUCGUGUGAAAUUUUCACGCCUCGAUAUAUGUACCAGCUCUGAUUGUCAGGAUAUCGGUGAGAGGAAAGCUGAUCGAAAAUUUCCCCCUUCGAUUUCACCCGUUUUUCGAAAAAUUACCAUCGUUCCCACACGUGUUCUUUUGAAUCGAAUUCGAAACGCAAUUCUGGAAAAAAUUAACGUACGUGAGUAAUGAACGAGAAAUAAUUGAAUUUCAAUAAAAUUUGAAAGAAGGAAAUUAAAUUAUUCAGUGUUGUGCUGUUGAAAAUAUCGUUUUCAAUCACUGGAUGUUAAUUAAUUAAUUAAUUAAUUAAUUAAUCAAUCAAUUUUUUUUUAUUUUGGGUGGUAGUGAUAAUUAGUUUUUCUUUUCAUUUUGAGAAAAUUCCCCCUUUUUUUUUUUUUUUGAUUUUUCUAUCGAUGUUUCGAUUUUUUUAUCGAAACCGCGGAUCAACGAUCUUUAAAAAAUUAUCAAAUAGUUAACAAAAUAUGACGAGUGGGAGUGAAAUAAUUGUGAAAACUGCAGCACCUCCAGCUGUACAAGUUUCAGGUGUGAUCGAGGGACGACGAGUCGUUGAGUUUUGAAAAACAAAAAAUUUAAUAAUAAUUAACGUCGCUAACUAAUUAACAAAAAUAAUUUCAGUAAUAAUUCGGGUGGAAACCGAUGGUAGUUGAGCGGUGCUCCGAAUUGGUUUCAUUCUUGGAAUUCGUAUUGCGUCGCCGAUGUUGUUUUUCGCCUCUGUUAUUCUGUGAGUGACCCCUAAGUGAAUCGACAUGUGAAGUGUUUCGUUCCCUCUCUUUCUCACCGCUUGAAACAUCGAAGGGUGAAUUCCAGCUACUCCAGUUGCACGGGAAGAGAGAUAGCGAGAACAACAAGAGAAGGAUUAACGUCGCGAUCGUGCUCACACAAUUUUGGAAAAUAUCGCCAGUCCGUAAUCUACUCGAGGAGGGAUAGAGACGCUCGCUCGCGGGAGAAAAAAUGAGCCGCGUCACAACGCCUUUGAAUUUUGCACGGAAAUUAUUUCACCGUGAAUUUCUACCGUUCGUUACAUUCUGCGAUCGUUGAGUGACAUCGUCAUCGUCCACCGAACUAACGAACGUCGACGUUCCUUCCCGUCUUUUUUUCGUUCUUCCUUUCUCUCCUUUCAAAAUUUAAAAUUUAAAAUAGUCGCCAUUUUUUCCCGAGUGCUUCGAGUAACUCCGACGAUCUUCGUUGGUUCGAAUUCGUUUUCUUCACCUCCGUUAAAAAGUGCCGCGAAAAGACAAACUCGGAUUCUACUACGCAGCAGCAGCUUGAGGAAGGUCGGAAAGGUCGAAGAGAGGGAUCGUGACAUGCGGUACCCAGCCAGGUGGUUUUAGCGAUAUUUUAACACCGGAGCUAAACUUCCCACCGCUGGUACCCCACUGCGCUGCUCCUCUUCCGCUGGCCACCGCCUCCGCCGCUAUCAUCAUGAUUAAGAUCUUCGCUGCUGUCGCCACCCUCCUCUGCCUGCAGCCCGCUGUAACGGCGGAUAAUUUGGCCCUUUUGUCAGGCACUUUAAAGACGUACCAGAGGGCGGCGUGCGACGAGGAAACUAUGACCCUGAGGUGUCCUCCGGGCACCACGAUUUCCGUAACAUUGGCUCAGUACGGGAGAGCGGGUGUGGCGAGUAUCAGCAAAUGCAGCACUCCCAGUCCUCCUCCGACCAUCGACAAGGAACCCGUUCGUACCUGCUUGUGGCCGAGAGCGUUGGAGUACUCCUUGUUGCAGACCGUCGUGGAAGCCUGUCAGAAGAAAAGACAGUGCAAGUUCAACACGAGUCCGGAAACAUUCCAAGGUGAUCCUUGUCCGGGUCUGCCGAAGUACAUCGAAAUCGCCUACAAGUGUCGUCCUUACGAAUUCAGGAGCAAAAUCGCCUGCGAAAACGACAACGUCAAUCUCAUAUGCAAUCCUGGAAGCAGAGUCGCCAUUUACGGAGCAACCUACGGACGGACUCAGUACGAGUCACUGCAAUGUCCGCAACCGCAAGGAGUACCCGAUGAGACCUGUCUGAUGAGCCACGCUACCGAAACGGUGAUGCAAUUGUGUCACGGAAAGAGGAGGUGUUCCCUGACCGCCGACAGUCAAACCUUUGGGAAACCCUGCCGACCAGACAGCAAAGUUUAUCUGAAGGUCGUCUACACGUGCGUGCCCAGAAAGGUUCUUCGCGAGCAGUACGAGGGCGCCGUAGAGGCUGACGAAAUGGAUUUGGUGGACGAGUUCGAGGAGGGCUUCGACAGGGCCGAUUUUAGGGCUGAAUUCAGCCCGAGUCCAAAUUUGGAAGGUCCGCAACCUCAGCCGAGAGAUAACAGCUCUCGCGAUGGGCCGACCGUCAGUUCCUCACCGCCGAGAGCCAGGACCAACAACGACGUGGAUUCGCGAUACAAGAUUAUCACUGUCGGUACAAACGAGAUAAAACGGAACAAGAUAACAGAAUAUCCAACCGAAGAGACGCCAGGGAUGAUGUUGGGUGACAGGGGUGGUAAUGGUAAAGUGGAGACAGCUACAGCUGGAAAUAUAUUUCCAACGAACUGCACAACAGUUAUCUACGCUUUCCCGGAUGAGCAGGAAAGAAUUGUCGUUGGCUAUCUUAACGAAUGGAUCAAUGCCUACGCAUUCAUAUCGAAAAAUCAGGAGAAAUUCUAUCUCUACAUAAUCGUAUCGGUGACGGCUGGGAUACUUUUGUUCCUCGGUUUGGUUAUCGGUCGUCUUCUCGUGAGCCGCCAUCGUGCGAAAAGAGACGCCAAAUUUCACGCCAAUAACGAAGCAUUGCCAAACGGUUUCACCGACGAUAUAUCGGAGAUCGACGCCGACAUUGAUCUCACCACCCCCGUUCCCGUACCCAUGCAGGACUCGAGAAUUCCGGAAACGCAAUUAGCGGAACGUCUUCACGGAGACCGUUAUUAUUCGGACGCAAGAAUGCCGAUAAUGGCGCCGACUCCUGUACAUAGUUCUCACAUCGGAAGCGGAAGUUUACUCCACGGACAUCAGCAACAGCAGCAAUUGGUUCAACAGCAGCAGCAGCAGCAGCAGCAGCAGCAACAUCAUCAUCAUAUAUCGAACGCUCAUGGGGUGAGAAUUGACUUAGGGAAUCAUAUGGUGGGAACCGAUAAUCUCCACACAAUUCUACGUUCCGAUAAUCAAAGAACCAUGGCCAACAAAAGUUAUUAUUACGGCUGACAUGAAGAGGGGGCAGCCCUUAGAGAGGGAAGGCCCCCCACGUUGAGUCCCGUACCAGAAGUUACUACGAGAAAAUAUUGCUUCUAAUUGGAGAGGAAUGAGAGAAAAAAAGAGAUGAAUAAAAUACAAAAUUGAGAGAAGAAUUUAAAACAAAGAAAAAAACUUAAAAUCAAAAUUAAUCAAUCGAUCGAAUGGAAUGAAAUAAAAUCGAGAAGUCUGCAGUGCAAGGGGAAUAUACGUCUGUCCAUGAUAUAAUUAUUAUUAGAUAUCAUUGUAAUUAUUAUUAUUAUUGCUAUUAUUAUAUUUAUUGUUGUUAUUGUUAUCGUAUCACAUCGCAAUAUAACGUAAAACUCUAUACAUUUGUAUUAUGUAUUUAAAUUGGAAGGGAUCCGAUUUCCACUGUAAAUAAUUAUUAAUUAAUCAAUCGUUAUUAUCGUCAUUCGUGUUUGUAUACGUCAUAGGUAAUUAUUUAUUAGCGAGUACCUCAGAACACUAUCUCUUUGAAAAUCGAACAAACAAUUAAACGAUAAUAAAAUUAAAAAAUAAAAUUAUAAAUAAAUUAUAGCAGGAAAGAGCGAAAGAAUUUGAAUUGUACAGAACGAGUUGUAAUAUACAUGAUCAGUUACUGUAAAUGCUGAGGUAAGAAAGUGUUUGGUUUCGUAUUUUUUAAUUUCUCUGUUUUUAGACGAGUUCGAAAAAUGGCGGAGUUGAUGUCGUGGGGUGAAAGAACCGAGGAGAUUUUUUAUUAUUAUUGGAAUCAGGAGAAUUUUGAGUCGUGUUUUCUGGGACGUGGUGGACCGUAGAGAUCAAUAAAUUACAUCACUCAAACAUACAAUUUUUCCUUUUUUCUUUUCAUUUGUGAAUAAAAUGAACUUCUUGUAAAUACAAUUAUAAAUAAAAAUAACAAACAAAUAAGAAAGAAGAAAAAAUAUAUGUACAUGUAUAAAUAUAUAAGUAAAUACUAAUUAUAAAAUAUAAAAUUAUAAUUUAGCAUAAAAUUAAGUAUUACCAUAGAUAAGAAUUUAUAUUAUAUAUUACAUAUAUCUAUAUGAGUAUAUUCUAUGAAAAGAUAAAGAGAAACUUUAUAUAUACAUAUAUUUACGUUGACAGGAGAUAAGCAGUUGGGAAAAAUGAAAUAAAACAGAAAAAAGAGGAUAACAGAAGAAAGACAGGAAUAAUUGGUAGAUAGCGGUGAUGAUGAUGAUGAUGAUGAUGAUGAUGAAUUGUGUAGACGGAAGUUAAAGAGUUUCAACCGAUCUUGUGCCAUUAAUUUAUAGUAAUUAUCUUUACUAAUGACGUAUUAUUAUUUCUAUAUACAAAUAAACUAGGUAGGUGUUUAAAUGAAACAUGUUAUAAUUACUUGUACGAUCGAUCGAUUAUUCUACAGGUACGCAUUGCGGGAAAGAGUAAAAAUAAAUAACACAACCUAAAACAAAAGUAAAAUUAAACGGGAAACGAAUGAAAAAUGAAGAAAAGAAGAUAUAUCAGAAGAGAACGAACGAGGAAACGCGGUACCAAAGAUAAUUAAGGUCAAAAUAACAAAGUAAUAAUUAUUCUUGUUGGAAAUAUUUUUCAACGGAGUGCCUGAUAAUUUAACUAUCUAGUAGAAAAAUCAAAAUAAAGAAAAUAAAAUGAAAAAAUAAAAAAUGAUGAAGAGGGGGACGGGGGAUGAAAUAACCGAAAAAAAAUGAAAUUAUGUACAGCAUCGUUUUAGUUAACAAAAUAGAGCUCUCCACCGAUGACGCGUUUUAACGUAUAUAAUUUUUUCCAUCUACAAGUAAUAUAUGCGCAUACAUUACGUAUGAUACUCAUUACGCUUCAUCGCGUUAAAACAAUGUACACCGCGCGUACAUGUGUGUGGUAUAUCUAUAGAUAAAUCGAUAAGAGAAUUUAAUCGCGAAAUGCUCAGACGUAGGAUGGAACCACGCAGAUAAGAAAAUAAUAAUAUUAAUAAUAAUAAUGAUUAUAAUAAUAGUAAUAAUAACGAUGUAACAUUACACGACUAUUGUAUUAAUCUAAAAUUAUUAUCAUCAUCAAAAUAGCUGCUGAAUAAGUGAGUAUAAAUAAUAAUUAGAGAGACGUACGUAAUAUAAUUAAAUGUUAAGUAUCAUAAUUCUUUUCUAUGGAAAUUGAAGAGAAAAGAAAAAUGAGUGAGAGAGAUAGAGAGAAAAAUCUGUGCUGUGCAAGUUUGAAUUACAUACAUAUAUCCAUUGAUGAUAAUAUUAAUAACAAUAACAACAAUAGUAAUAAUAACGGUAACAAUAAGCGCGAUAAUCGAUUUGUUGAAAUUAUAUAGUCUCGUCAGUAAUAUGUAAGUUUUUAUCGGUACUUAAAGAAACAAAAAAAAAAAAAAAAUAAUCAAGAAAAUGAAUGCCAUGUAAAUAUUUCUGUGAAAUAUAUGAAUGUAGAUUAAAUAAUCACGUUAUCUAUGAUAAUACGUAGGCAAAUAUUUAUUUUUUUUUUGUUUCUCAAUUUUUCCUUCAUUUUGUUCUCUCGUCAGAUUAACUGUCGUGCACUUCUUGUAGGUAAUACGAACCAUCUGACACGUUGAGAAAAAAAAUGGAAGCACUUGUUCCUUUAUUGUUACUUUUUCUACUGAUACUUUUUUUUUAACAUUUCUUCACCAAUUGUCUUUGUAAAGAAAUAACAUGUGAUUGGAUUUUUUUUUCAAUCGUUCAGUCGAAUUUGAUCGAUUUUUGUUAAAUUUUCUUACAUCUAUCUUCAGUCUCGUUUCGUCAUAUUCUUUGUUUUCCAGUAUAAAUGUAAUUAUUUAUCUGUAUAAUCAGGAAAAACAAAAAAGAUUAGCGUAUAGGCGGUAUAUGGAAUAAGAAAACGAAAUCAAUAGGACCAUGUUAAAAGUGAAUGUUGAUAAAAGAAUUAAAAAAAAAUCAAGAAACAAAUCGAAAUCAAAAGAAUGAAGAAUAAAACUGCAGUAUAAAUAAAAGUGUAUCAUAAGUGAUGGUUGAAAUCCUAUGAAGAAAGCAAAAAAUAAAACAAGUAGUAUAAUGUUAAUGAUACUAAUCACCUGCAAAAAUAUUCAUAAUACAAAAGAAAAAGACAGAGUGCAUGAGAGGAUUCAAAAACGUCACAGAAGAAGAAAAAAAAAGACAUUGAGAAAAUUUGUGAAUCGCGAUCAGUACGUUGAAAUAUAUAAUUGUAAUAUACCUACUUAUUAAGUCACUGUUGUUAUAUAUCAUGAACAAAAAAAAAAAAAAAAAAAAAAAUGAAAAUGAAAAA